CGGGGCCGAGCCUCCUGCGAGCCUUCGCGGCGCCCGCGGCGUCACGUGAGCCGCCCUGAGUGAGCGCCGAGAGCGCCGGGGCGGGCGGGCGAGUGCUCGGCCGCAACGACCCGCGGGCCAGCGGGCGAGCGAGCCAGUGAACGAGCCAGGGAGCGAGCGUAGGACCCGCGCGGCUUGGCCCGCGGCCGCCGCCGCCUCCGGACCCGGACUGCCACCCCCCAGCACAGCGCAGCCCGCCGGGCCGCAGGACCGCCGGGGCCUGGCCACCGGCCGGGCUUGCGCCAAGUUCAGCCGCCACCGGCACGGCCCGGCCAGCAUGGUGGACCACUUGCUUCCAGUGGACGAGAACUUCUCGUCUCCGAAGUGCCCAGUUGGUUACCUGGGUGACAGGCUGGCCAGCCGGAGGGCAUACCACAUGCUACCUUCGCCCCUCUCAGAAGACGACAGUGAUGCCUCCAGCCCCUGCUCCUGUGCCAGCCCGGACUCACAAGCUCUCUGCUCCUGUUACAGUGGAGGCCUGGGCACUGAGGGUCAGGACAGUAUUUUGGACUUCCUGUUGUCCCAGGCCACCCUGGGUGGCAGCAGCAGUGGUGGCAAUUUGGGAGCCAGCAGUGGUCCCGUGGCCUGGGGUUCCUGGCGCAGGGCCCCAGCGCCUGGGAAGGGCGAACACUUCUGCUUCCCUGAGUUUCCUGUGGGUGACCCAGAUGACGUCCCCAGGCCCUUCCAGCCCACUCUGGAGGAGAUCGAAGAAUUUCUGGAGGAGAACAUGGAGCCGGGAGCCAAGGAGGUCCCUGAGAGCGGCGGCAAGGAUGCAGAAGCCUGUGGGCAGCUCUCGGCUGCUGGGCCACACAGGAACCCCAUCCAUUCGGGCUCUGGCGGGACAGAGCGUGCUACUCCUCCGCCAAGUGCUGCCGCUGUAGGUGGCGCCCAGAGCCCAGGCACGGGGCCCACUUCAGAUGGCCCCGUUCCGGUGCUCCUGCAGAUCCAGCCUGUGCCUGUGAAACAAGAAUCGGGUAUGGGGCCUGCCUCCCCCAGCCAACCCCCAGAGAGCGUCAAGGUCGCCCAGCUCCUGGUCAACAUCCAGGGUCAGACCUUCGCACUGGUGCCACAAAUGGUGCCCUCUUCCAACUUGAAUCUGCCCUCAAAGUUUGUGCGUAUUGCUCCUGUGCCCAUUGCUGCCAAGCCCAUGGGGUCAGGACCUCUGGGACCCGGACCGGCUGGCCUCCUUGUGGGUCAGAAGUUCCCUAAGAACCCAGCAGCAGAACUCAUCAAAAUGCACAAAUGCACUUUCCCGGGGUGCAGCAAGAUGUACACCAAAAGCAGCCACCUCAAGGCCCACCUGCGGCGGCACACGGGCGAGAAGCCCUUUGCCUGCACCUGGCCGGGCUGCGGCUGGAGGUUCUCACGCUCCGACGAGCUGUCCCGACACCGGCGCUCGCACUCCGGUGUGAAGCCCUACCAGUGUCCUGUGUGCGAGAAGAAGUUCGCGCGGAGCGACCACCUCUCCAAGCACAUCAAGGUGCAUCGCUUCCCACGGAGUAGCCGCUCCGUGCGUGCGGUGAACUGAGCAUGCCCCACGAGGCCUGGCCUGGUAUCCUGGGCCUCACGUUUCUAUGUCUUUUUUUUUUAAAGCAAUAAUUUAUUUCCCUCUUUGAGAGGGACGUGACAAUGUUACCAGCAUCCCUUUCCAAAGUACGAAGUACGGGAGGCGUGCAUCCAGCAAUCCCCUCCCACCUUGCCACCUGAUGCCUUUCCAGGGAGGACUUGCAGCCACACACCCCGCGACCCUGGAGUCUGUGUCUUCGGUGCACACACGCGUGCACAUAGGGCUGAAGGCCAGCCUUGGUGCCUUUAUGCCUUCCCGUUGUAGGCAGGUUUUUUUUGGGGGGGUGGGGGCUGGCCCUUCUCCCACUGGGCUCUCUCCUGGGCCAGAUCCAGCUCCCAUAUUGCUCUGCCAAGCAGAAAUGUGCACUUGUGAAAUGUUCAGUUCCCAGAGGGAAACUUGCUGGGUUGGAGGAAAUAGGCCAAAAGUGCAGGACUGCACUGCCGUGUGAGGGCAGCUACACCCCCCAAAAAAACACCUGGCUCAACACGGUCACCAGAGGGUCAUGGGGUGGUCUGAGGGGUGUGCAUGUGGGAAAGAGGUGGGGGUGCAUGAACUUGAGUUAAAUGUACGGGAGCUGGAAGCUGCUGCCCCUCACAUGGCUGGGGCUCUCUGGUGUACCAGACAAAUCCAAAUGCCCCCUCUAGUGUGGGAGGAGCUGGAAGCAGGCUGCAUGGGUAUGAAAGAUCCAGCUAGUGCCUCCUCCCCCCACGACCCCCGGUUUAGAAAUGCAUUCCUUAUCUCAUUUAGAAAUUAAUCUCAAAUGAACUAGCUUGUGUUGAUAGGUGGAUUUCACAUCCUAUGAAUGUAUGUAAAUAAACUGUAUAUAGGGACAUCUACAUAAACUAUCUUUUAAUAACAUCAGCAUUUGUGUACAUUUGAAAUUUUAAAAAAAAUCUAUAAAGCCGGUGUACAUAUGUUACAAUUAUGUAUAUUUUCUUUGGGCCUUCAUAAAAAAAUAUAUUUACUUUGCCAAUAAAAAAAAAAA
Ochotona princeps (American pika) is the source of this 2591-nucleotide messenger RNA. It is a transcript of the gene KLF15, whose product is annotated as KLF transcription factor 15. The transcript is spliced from 3 exons. The record is from RefSeq and is a predicted model, not a curated record. NCBI's taxonomy places the organism in Eukaryota, Metazoa, Chordata, Mammalia, Lagomorpha, Ochotonidae. The coding region runs from base 317 to 1567 and encodes 416 amino acids. Gene Ontology annotation, molecular function: RNA polymerase II cis-regulatory region sequence-specific DNA binding; DNA-binding transcription factor activity, RNA polymerase II-specific. Gene Ontology annotation, biological process: regulation of transcription by RNA polymerase II.